Ostrea edulis (European flat oyster) is the source of this 3046-nucleotide messenger RNA. RefSeq names its product myotubularin-related protein 2-like. Gene Ontology annotation, biological process: dephosphorylation. Lineage: Eukaryota; Metazoa; Mollusca; Bivalvia; Ostreida; Ostreidae. The record is from RefSeq and is a predicted model, not a curated record. The coding region runs from base 120 to 2042 and encodes 640 amino acids. Gene Ontology annotation, molecular function: phosphatidylinositol-3,5-bisphosphate 3-phosphatase activity. The transcript has 16 exons.
AAACCAAUGAAAUAUAAAUUUAGCGACGCCUAGUGGAAGAAGAGAUGUCAGAAAUAGAAAAUGUUUAGUUUAGGUUAAUUUGACUUCAAAAUAAAUUCUUUGCACGGAAAAGGCGUAAAAUGGAUGGAACAGAUAAGGACGGCGCGCCUGUAAUCGCUGGAACUAGCACGGACUCCAUGUCUGAACCUUCAUCCACAAACAGUUCUAAGGAAUCUGUCUCGCCCUCCAAGUCUCUGUGUUCAACUUCCUCAAAUUCCUCCGCGGAGCAGCCUGUUGCAGCAGAGCCAGCAAAGGUUUCAUUUGAGUCUUCCAAAGUAGCAGCAAAUGAAGAAAUUCCAUUGCUGCUUGGAGAAAAAGUGCAAGGAAUAGAUGAAAAUGUAACGUAUCUUUGCCCUUACAACAGACCAAUCAAAGGAACUCUUACAGUCACCAACUACAAGCUGUACUUUAAUAGUGUGGAGCGGGAAUCUCCUUUUGUGCUGGAUGUUCCUCUGGGUGUUAUCAGUAAAAUAGAGAAAAUUGGGGGCGCAACAAGCCGAGGAGAGAAUGCGUAUGGAAUCGACCUUCUGUGCAAGGAUGUCAGAAACAUACGAUUUGCCCACAGACAAGAAAACCACUCCAGGCGUCAGGUGUUUGAGAAAAUUCAACAGUUUGCUUUCCCUGUCACAAACAAACAGCAACUUUUUGCAUUUGAAUUUAAAGAAGACUACGGGAUUGAUGGCUGGAAAGUGUAUAACCCUGAAGAAGAAUACAAGCGACAGGGUCUUCCUCCGGAGAGCUGGAGAAUUACGAAAAUCAACGAGAAGUACGAGUUAUGUGACACAUAUCCCUCCGUGCUUGUGGUUCCGGCGUCUGUGUCAGAUGAUGAUCUCCGGCAAGUGGCUUCACAUCGGUCCAGAAGCAGACUGCCAGUGUUAUCAUGGAUCCACCCCGAGAGUCAGGCUACAAUAACUCGUUCUGCGCAGCCCUUAGUGGGCGGGGCUCCACUCCGAAGAAAUCGACAAGAUGAACAUUACAUACAGACCAUUAUGGAUGCAAAUGCACAGUCCCACAAGUUGUAUAUCAUGGAUGCUAGGCCUCUCGUCAAUGCUUUAGCUAACAUGGCCAAAGGCGGGGGCUAUGAGAGGGAGGAGUGGUAUACUAAUGCUGAGAUUGCUUUCUUAGACAUCCACAACAUUCAUGUGAUGAAAGACAGUUUGAGAAAACUUAGAGAAAUUGUUUUCCCAACAAUUGAUGACAGUAAAUGGUUGUCCAAUAUUGAGGCCACACAUUGGUUGGACCACAUCAAGCAAAUUUUAGCAGGUGCCCUGCGGAUUGCAGAUAAAGUGGAGAGUGCCAAAACUUCUGUCCUGGUUCACUGUAGUGACGGCUGGGACAGAACAGCUCAGUUGACUGGGUUGGCUUCUCUGAUGCUGGAUCCCUACUAUAGAACCAUUCAAGGCUUUGAGGUGCUGAUUGAGAAAGAAUGGUUGAGUUUUGGCCACAAGUUCGCCCAGCGUAUUGGACACGGAGAGGACCGGCACUCGGACACGGACCGCUCCCCUGUGUUUCUACAAUUCAUAGAUUGUGUGUGGCAAAUGACACGACAGUUUCCAAAUGCUUUUGAAUUUAAUGAGCAUUUCCUGAUCACCAUCAUUGACAAUGCCUACAGCUGCCUGUUUGGGACUUUCCUGUGUAACUGUGAACAACAAAGAACAGAGAAGGGUCUGAAACAGAAGACAGUAUCCCUGUGGUCCUUUGUGAACUGUCAGAUGGAGGAAUUCACUAAUCCUCUUUAUGCAGCCUCACUACAGCAGCACGUGUUGUUUCCCGUCGCGAGCCUCCGACGCAUCGAGCUGUGGACGGGGUAUUAUUGUCGAUGGAACCCCCGUAUGAGACCCCAGGAACCAAUUCAUUUGAGGAACAAAGAACUUUUAAUGCUGAAAGCUCAGUUACAGAAAAAAGUGGAUGAACUUCUAAAAGAACUGGAAAAUAAAAAAGCCAAAGGAAAAUUGACAUCUCAGAAUAGUCCACCUAGAAUCUCCUCACCAAUCAAUGUGUGAGCACACAUCCAGUCACUGAAGUGCAUCCUCUGUGGGGCUGUAUUGUGAUCAAAUUAAAAGCAAACUGGCCAACAAGUGGUGCGAGUAUAUUGUGUACAGACUCCAAAACUGUCUGGUCCUAGGGACCAAAAUAGUGCAAUAUUUGGGAUAAGAUUGAUAGUCUUUUAGCGUACAAUAAAUCAUACCUAACCAUAGUGUCUUCCACGCAUGUUUAUUGUGUUACAUAUAAUGGUUUCAUCAAUUUUCAUUGAAGACCAACUUUUGUUGUUUUCCUGGUAUUGUCUGAAAAAUCAACAAAGUAGCUUUUGCUCAAAAAGUACAAUAGCUUUCCAUAAAAUUUGCCCCAGCAAAAAUAUUCCCGACAAUUCCAGACGUUGAUGUGCAUUAAAUUUGCUGAAACUGCAGUGCAACAUCCAUUAAAUUUGCUGAAACCGCAGUGCAACAUCUACACUGUUUUUAAGAAGAGUUGGAAUCUGUGUACAUUUUAUCAGUAGACUUUUUUGUCCUCGUUCAUAUUUUCUUGUCGAUACAGUAUGUAUACUCCUUGCACACAGUUUUAACUGUUCUGUAGAAAUUGCCAUAAACAAUUGUCAGUUUGUUCCAUUUCUAGUUUGUGGAUCAACUUUGUAAUGGGACAUUAUAUUAUACUACUGUAUGUGAUCUACUCAGCUGGAAAGUAGUCCUUAUUUAAUAACAGAGAACUUCAAUAACAAAAUCCAAUCCAAUUGUACAUAUAGGUUUUAAUAUUGCAGUUUAAAUUUUACUAAAACAUUUUUAUGUACAAAAAACAACAAAUAUUUGUACUAAAUACAAUAAAGAGCAACAAAUUUUGUUUACCUUUAUACUGAAAAACAUUUAGUAAUGUAUAACUUUGUAGGUGUUGCAUUUACUUUGAUGUGAAGUUUCACAACCUGUAUCUCUUUCUGUGUUAUGAAUUUGUAGUCUGGUUUAGAUGUACAUAAAUACACAGAACUAGUUAUUGUUUGAGUGACUAGACUAUACAU